Messenger RNA from Cladocopium goreaui, 1980 nucleotides. NCBI's taxonomy places the organism in Eukaryota, Dinophyceae, Suessiales, Symbiodiniaceae. The record is from the annotation of a GenBank genome assembly.
AUGGCUGCCAUUUCAGAAGAAGUGAAGAAAGAAGUGAAUGGGGUGCUUAAAAGUGUUGACCCUGUGCUUGUCAAGGUGCAAAAGCUCACCAGUGUGCUUUUGGAAUGUGGGCUGGCUUACAGGACAGAGCUGAAACCAUGCGAUGUUCUUGUGCAUCCCCAGAAUAGAUCUGGGCAGAUGCUGAGCAGUGUAGACUGCUGGAGCAAGGGCUUGAGAAUGUGGAAUGUGGGUGUGAGGAAAGAGCUGCUUACAGAUUCCUUUGCCUUUGGGAUGGCCUUAGAACCUCAAGCCAGAGAAAUGCAGCUGGCAGCCAACAAGGCUUUGGUUGAGCAGACUCCAUCCUUACUGGCCCCUGUCACUUGCAAGGAGAGGUUCUUGAGUGUAAGCAGUUCUCAUACAACUGCUUGGCUGAAAGCAUUGGAAGCAGGAUGCCAAGGACCUGGACCUCAGCAUGUGCUUCAGCUCAGGCAAGGAGAGGAGAGGUCAAAUAGCAUUCUGGAGCUGCUAAGCCAGGGAUGGUCUUGGUGUGUGCUGUCAGCUUCAGUGGAAUCAGAGUGGAAAGACUUGCCCAGCUGGCUGCAACUUGCUUUGAACAGCACCAACAGCAACUCCAAGCAGCUCUCUGAAGUGGAAUGUGCUGCACAGCUGGCCCAAGGCCUGAAGCAUGGGCAACAGCUCAAGAACUCUUUGGAUAUUUUGAAAGCAUGUGACCCAGCUUGCAAGCCUAGCUUGGAUUGCAUUGCUCACUAUGUGGGCAAGUUUGGUGGUGGCAUGGAUUGUCCAAUCAUCAAUUUCCUCUCCAAAUUCGGCAAGACCUAUGGCACUGUCAUGGUGGGUGAAGAGAUGAUGAAAGCUAUCACCUAUUUUGAGCUGAAGGGUGGUAAAGCUGUGGAUGGUGUCUCCAAGAUUUUGGUCAGAGGCGACACAGAAAGAGUCAAAAGCCUUGCAAUGAGGCAGAAGGUGCUUGAAGCAGAGCAAGUUCUUCAAGAUGCUUGGGCUUUAUAUGUGGCUUCCAAAGCUACUGAAAGCCAGACUGUUGGUGCCUUUGGUCGACUGUGUGUCAGGGUUUGCCUGCAUGUUCUCAACAAAGAGAAAGCAGGCAGAGAGCCAGAUGGAUUUGAAGAUUUGCAGGAGAUUGCUGGAAAGUUUACAGAAGACUUGCAAGGCAUGGCACAGGUGCAAGCUGCAGUCUCUCCUUCUAGCACUGACAUCCAGGUGAGCAAUGUGUUGUCUGCCAGCAAAGCUGAGUUGGCCCUUCUGCAAAACAAACACAUCAAAGUCAAUGAGUAUCUCAAUGCCAAAGACCAUGGCCACAAGAUAUUCCAGCACAUCUCUUGCACACAGACAGCUUGCAUCAUGGUGCAUCAGCCUUUGUUUCAUCCCAAAGAAGAAGUGCAUGUGCCAUUUGACCAGCUCAAGUUGUGGAAGCUGACCAAAAUGCACCCUCCUGAAAAAUGUGAAGGAGCAAAGCAGGACCAACAUGUGCCACAGCAUAAUCCUUUGGUGCAAGCAGACAUGCAGAGGAGCCAUGUUCAGAAGGCUUUGCUGCAAGCAUGCAUGGACCAUGCUGUGACUGCUGACCAGGUCGCUUUCACCAACCACCCCAACCAUGUUUGGUCCUUGCAGAAAAUGAAGAAAGGUGCACUGAAGUUUGUGCCUUGUGGAACUGUCUCCAAGCUCAAAGGUGAGCCUGUUAAGGACAAGAUCUACAUCAAGGCAUUUGGUCAUGAUUGGCAAGUGCAGCCUUACAAGGCAUUGAGUGAUUUCAGCAAAGAUGAUGGUGUCCUGUCACCAUUUUGGUGGGUAAAGGCAGCUGGGCAAGGUGAAGAUGGCAACAUGUCUGCCAGUGAGAUUGUGGUUGAUGCUUGCAAGAUCCCUAUCUUGACAAACAGCUCUCCUGUGGCUACUCAUGACAAAUUGCUCACUGACAAUGGAAAGAAAGAGAUUCAGCCCAAGAAGAAGGCCAAGACUGAAAGCUGA